Exaiptasia diaphana is the source of this 1360-nucleotide messenger RNA. Its product is annotated as UPF0764 protein C16orf89 homolog. The transcript is spliced from 5 exons. Lineage: Eukaryota; Metazoa; Cnidaria; Anthozoa; Actiniaria; Aiptasiidae. Bases 44 to 1084 code for a protein of 346 amino acids. The record is from RefSeq and is a predicted model, not a curated record.
GUCUCUUAGYCACAUCCUUACAGUUUUGAUAUUUCAAUGCAUAAUGUACCAAAUAGUAUUUCCUAAUGACACAACUCCAAGUGAGAAACAGAAAUUGUUGUCAAAUGUCCUUAAAGCCUUUGACAUGAGUUUGGAUUUUUUUGAAGAAAAUGUUAAAGAGAUGAAUAUGGACGCCAUAUUUGGUCUUCGAGUUUCGCAAGGUGUUUUGGAGACCACUUUGAGUGCGUUUGAUCAACUAAAACCCGUCUUAACACGAAUAAUUGCUUUGAAAGCUAAAGCUUCAGCAAUUAUUGAAAAAUCACUCCCUUAUCUAAAAUCCUCUAACAUCAAGUACUAUAAUCAAGUCAGCUUUAGCGUGAAGAACCAAUGGAAGUUAGUCAGGCCGUUCAGAAGACUUAUGAAUAGAUCAAUUGAUGUCAACGAGGAAGAUGUCUUGACGAAGAACGGCWAUGCCUAUCAGCCAUGUAUGGAGGCCAUAUUUGGCAGUGGUAACAGUGAACCAUGUAACGUUACAAAAGUGUGUUGGCGCAUUAUGUUAAGAAUGGAUAAGAUUGGAUACUCAUUAACGCACCAAGCGUUGUAUUUUAUGUUUGCGCAGCAGAUUAAAGGGUGCUCGUCCAUCGUUUCUGUGAAACUGCAACAAUCAAGUAUAAAAGGGGGAUUCGACCACUUGUAUGAGGUCAUCUGCUCGUUGAUGUACCCACAAAUGAURGUMCUUGAGAAAAACAACAAGGGCUUCAUUCAGUUAGACCUGUACUUUGAACAAGCACUCGUUUGUGGYGGUUUGAUUGGAUAUGAAGACUUUUUGUCUAAAACUAGACUCUUGCAACUUUUAAAGAAUCAAUUUCCAUCAGGUUGCUAUGGUGACCCAAAACAAAACCCAAAGAGAAUCUUUACUGACACAGCAAACCCCMAAAMAUUUGCGAGACCAAAGCGCACAAAGAAAAUGCUAGCAGAUGGGUGCGAGGCUCACAUCUCUGGCAUUGCAUCUGCUCUACUUUCAGUCUAUAUCCGCUGGCUUUUACUAGGAAGUGAUCAAGUUCAUGCAAACAAUAUACUGGACACGAUACAAAAGCAAAUGUAGAGAUUUUUCAGAGGGUUUUAAUAAAUGAUUUGUUACUGAGUGCUGCAUUAAGGGCCCCCAGUGUGCCUAGGGCAUCUUUUCGAUAUACUCUCUGGGACAAAUAAUCAUUUUWGUUAUUUGGAAGAAAGUCAAAAAUAUAUUUGAAAUAAAGAUUGAAGCACAAUAAGAAUGACUGUCAUAUAUAGAUCAGUGAUAUUGUCAUGUUUGAUGUCAUCAAGAUUUACAUUCUAAAGUUUCAUAUGACCUCUUAAGGCUGCAUUCAUUACGUAUACUACA